UGAGUCGGGAGGAAGGCGCUGUGGCCCCCGCUCGCUCCCCGCUUGCGCUCCUGGGCAGGCGCGCGGAUAAAGAUGGCGAAGUGGGGGUAGCCGGCGCCCAACCCGGAGCGAUGGGGCGCACAGGUGGGACGGUCUUCGAGGCCUCCUGAGGUGGGCGCCGGGCUUUUCUCCGCGGCUCGUUUGAGCUGGCGGCCUCGGGCCGCUUCCUACUCGGUCGGACCACGGACUCCGCGGGGCGUCGCGGGCCCCGCCGAGAGCCGGAGGCAAUGGAUGAACAGAGCGUGGAGAGCAUUGCUGAGGUUUUCCGAUGUUUCAUUUGUAUGGAGAAGUUGAGGGAUGCACGCCUGUGUCCUCAUUGUUCCAAGCUUUGUUGUUUCAGUUGUAUCAGGCGUUGGCUGACAGAGCAGAGAGCCCAGUGUCCUCAUUGCCGUGCUCCCCUCCAGCUCCGAGAACUGGUGAACUGUCGUUGGGCAGAAGAAGUAACACAACAGCUCGACACACUUCAACUCUGCAGUCUCUCCAAGCAUGAAGAAAACGAAAAGGACAAAUGUGAAAACCACCAUGAAAAGCUUAGUGUAUUUUGCUGGACCUGUAAGAAGUGUAUCUGCCAUCAGUGUGCACUUUGGGGAGGAAUGCAUGGUGGACAUACCUUUAAACCUUUGACAGAAAUUUAUGAGCAGCAUGUCACUAAAGUGAAUGAAGAGGUAGCCAAACUUCGUCGGCGUCUCAUGGAAUUGAUCAGCUUAGUUCAAGAAGUGGAAAGAAAUGUAGAAGCUGUAAGAAAUGCAAAAGAUGAGCGUGUUCGGGAAAUUAGGAAUGCUGUUGAGAUGAUGAUUGCACGGUUAGACACGCAGCUGAAGAACAAGCUUAUAACACUAAUGGGUCAGAAGACAUCUCUCACACAGGAAACAGAACUGUUGGAAUCCUUACUUCAGGAGGUGGAGCAUCAGUUGCGGUCUUGCAGUAAGAGUGAGUUGAUAUCUGAAAGUUCAGAGAUCCUCAUGAUGUUCCAGCAAGUGCAUCGAAAGCCCAUGGCGUCUUUCGUCACCACUCCUGUCCCACCAGACUUUACCAGUGAAUUAGUGCCAUCUUAUGAUUCAGCUACUUUUGUUUUAGAGAAUUUCAGCACUUUGCGCCAGAGAGCAGAUCCUGUUUACAGUCCACCUCUCCAAGUGUCAGGACUUUGCUGGAGAUUAAAAGUUUACCCAGAUGGAAAUGGAGUUGUUCGUGGCUACUACUUAUCUGUCUUUUUGGAACUCUCAGCUGGCCUGCCUGAGACAUCCAAAUAUGAGUAUCGUGUAGAGAUGGUUCAUCAAUCCUGUAAUGAUCCUACUAAAAAUAUCAUUAGAGAAUUUGCAUCUGACUUCGAAGUUGGAGAAUGCUGGGGUUAUAAUAGAUUUUUUCGUUUGGACUUACUUGCAAAUGAAGGAUACUUGAAUCGACAGAAUGAUACAGUAAUUUUAAGGUUUCAGGUUCGUUCACCAACUUUUUUUCAAAAAUGCCGGGAUCAGCAUUGGUAUAUUACUCAGUUGGAAGCUGCACAGACUAGUUAUAUUCAGCAAAUAAACAAUCUUAAAGAGAGACUUACUAUUGAACUAUCGCGAACUCAGAAAUCCAGAGAUUUGUCACCACCAGAUAACCACCUUCGCCCCCAAAACGAUGAUGGCCCAGAGAUGCGAGCUAAGAAGUGUGGGUCAAGCUCUGACAUGCUUCUCGAGGGCAGUCCAGCUGCAGUUUCAGUGAGAGAGGCCAAAGAAGAUGAAAAAGAUGAGAAGAUUCAGAAUGAAGAUUACCAUCACGAGCUCUCCGAUGGAGAUCUGGACCUGGACCUGGUGGGCGAAGAUGAAGUCAAUCACCUUGAUGGCAGUAGUUCCUCAGCCAGCUCCACGGCAACCAGUAACACGGAGGAAAACGACAUCGAUGAAGAAACCAUGUCCGGUGAAAAUGAUGUGGAAUACAACAACAUGGAGCUGGAAGAGGGAGAGCUAAUGGAAGAUGUAGCUGCUGCAGGACCUGCAGGUAGUAGCCAUGGUUAUGUGGGUGCCAGUAGCAGAAUGUCAAGAACAGCUCAUUUAUGCUCUGCUGCUACCAGUAGUUUAUUAGACAUUGAUCCCUUAAUUUUAAUACAUUUGUUGGACCUGAAGGACCGGAGCAGUAUGGAAAAUUUGUGGGGCUUACAGCCUCGCCCACCUGCUUCUCUUUUGCCACCCACAGCGUCAUAUUCUCGAAAAGAUAAAGAUCAAAGGAAGCAGCAGGCCAUGUGGCGAGUUCCCUGUGACUUAAAGAUGCUAAAAAGACUCAAAACUCAGAUGGCUGAAGUUCGAUGUAUGAAAACAGAUAUGAAGAACACACUGUCGGAAAUCAAAAGCUGCAACGCUGCUUGUGGAGACAUGCAGACAAACCUUUUUUCCGCUGACCAGGCAGCUCUUGCUGCAUGUGAAACAGAAAACGCUGGCAGGUUGCAGGAUUUGGGAAUGGAGCUCCUGGCAAAGUCAUCAGUGUCCAGUUGUUGCAUACGGAACUCCACAAGUAAGAAGAGUAAUUCACCCAAGCCAUCUCGGUCCAGUAUAGCAGGUAGCCUAUCACUUCGAAGAGCAGUGGACUCUGGGGAAAAUAGUCGCUCAAAGGGAGACUGUCAAGCUUUGUCUGAAGGGUCCCCAGGAAGCUCACAAUCUGGGAGCAGGCACAGUUCUCCCCGGGCCUUGAUGCAUGGCAGCAUUGGUGAUAUUCUGCCCAAACCUGAAGACCGGCAGUGCAAAGCUUUGGAUUCCAAUGCUGUUGUGGUUGCAGUUUUCAACGGCUUACCUACUGUUGAGAAAAGGAGGAAAAUGGUCAUCUUUGGGGCUAAUGCUAAAGGAGGUCGCCUAGAAGGAAUGCAGAUGACUGAUCUGGAAAACAGUUCUGAAACUGGGGAGUUACAGCCUAUACUGCCUGAAGGAGCUUCCGCUGCCCCUGAAGAAGGAAUGAGCAGCGACAGUGAUAUUGAAUGCGACACUGAGAAUGAGGAGCAGGGAGAGCACAGCUGCAUGGGCGGGUUUAACGAUUCUUUCAUGGCACAGCCUCCAGAUGAAGACACAUGUUCCAGUUUCCCUGAUGGCGAGCAAAUAGGCCCCGAAGAUCUCAGCUUCAGUCGCGAUGAAAACGGUGGAAGGAAACUCGUGGCAGAGAACUGUCAAAACAAAGCGAACAAAACCUGCCUCUCGCCAAGGAGCACCGAGGGUCAGCAUUAACAGUGCCUCAGCUGUGGGUGAGGGAACACCGCCAUGCUACGUUGGGAGAUUUCUUAGGGAAAACUGCCGUGUCCCUGUGGAGCUCCCGGCCCGCUUUAGAGGAAGUGACCGGCUGGAUCAUUCCUGUUUGUCUGGACAAGGCAUCCUGCUGGCAGUAUUAUCUUACUAUUUUCAAAAGAGAUCGUUAAGCCUUUCUCGAGUCAGAACCAAAGAGUGGACUUUGUUUCCUAGCAUCAGUGGGUUUUACAAGCUGCUGGGGAGGGUAAUGAUGAUGGAUGAGUUGUGUGACUAACUUAGGGUUUGAAGAAAAAUUGCCCCAAAUUAUGUGUGAGCAAAACUGCAGUAUCCCAUUAGGGCCUAGCUACUCAACGCUCUUCAAGUGAACAAACGGAAGACCCCGGGGGCACUUUGCCACGGAGCCUCAGGCAGCAGUGGGCCCCAGGUGAUGGGAAGGCGUGCGGACCACAGCGGUGCUCUCGCUGAGGGAACCAGCCCCUCCUCUUCCUGUGCCCGCCCUGGGUGCACUCUCAGCUGUGGGUGCUGUCGGCAUGAAAAUGCAGUGUGGAUGCUAGACCACUAUAAAUGUGGUCGGAACUGGACUCAGCGGGGACGUUGACGUGGUGACAUUAUCCUUGAAAAAGGUGUGACUUUCAAAGAUCCUCCUCGCUUUAGUGAAUUAAGUGCCAGAGUCACGUUCGUCCGACUGAUUCCAGGAUAAUAGAUGGCACUUCUAGGUAAAGAAAAGAUAUGCACACUCGUGUGUCUCUUGCCCAUCGUCCAUAGCAUGAUCCUCAGUGGGAAUGAACAGUCCAGCAUUUGGUGCUGCAAGUUUGCCUCACUCAGGGCUCCCUCGAAAGUACACAUUUCGGAAUCGGGGACUGACUCCCUUUGAAACUCACAGGGAAUGCGCAAGGAGUUCAGAAUGACUGCGUUGGUAGCUUGAAGUCUGAUUCCCUAACCAGUACUGCACAUCCUUGUUGACGUAGGUUUGACUAUUAACUAUUCUAACAAAAUUUGUUUAGCAGGCAAACAUGGAUGCAGAUCAUGUGAAACUGAAAAAGGGCCAACACAGCAGCUCUUGAAGGAUUGAGUGUAGAACUUUCACCAUCACUAAGUUACACAAUGGGUAGAGGUACAAAACACGUAGUUCAAAGACCGUACCUCAGCAUUAACAGUUAAUAUAUAUUAUAUAGGUACUUUUACAUCUGUCUAAUAUUUUUACAGUCACCAGAUACACCAUCAUUAAGUACAAAUUACAGAAAUGUGUAGAUACCAUUAGAGGGGUACUUAUUGCUUACGUCAGCAAGCAGCAAAUAAGGGCACAGGAGUGAACUGAAGGGAACUAAUUCCUGUUAUCACCAGUGGCGUGAAGAUAUAACACUGCAUUUCACAAAGCACUGCUGCUUCUCUGCUUUACAGACCCGAGCAGCAUGUGUCAGACCAGAAACCACUACUUGAAUAUGUAUUAAAGAAUUUUAAAGGACUUAACCUUACAAAUGGUACCUAACUACUCUAUAAAUAUGUAUGUUGUGAACAAAUGAAUAGUUGCUAUUUUUUACAAUAUUGGUUUAUAACCCGACCACGGGAACUACGUUGCUUUAUUUUCUAGAGGGCUAAUGGUAUGAGAAAUGGAGUCAAUACUGCUUACGUUGUCGGAACUACAAAAGCCACACCCUUAGAUACGUGGUCUGUGCCCAUCCCAGGUUCAUCCAACCAGUUUUUCCCCUCGAAGACACCCAUCACUCUACCUCACUUUGCUUUCACCUUGUUGAUUCUGAUCAGAAACAUUACCAAUAACCAGCUAUAGAAAAAGAAGGCAUUUCUUUUCACGUAGCCGAGUGCUUUGGACUAGAACGUGCACCGAUGUUGUAUUGCCUCUGUGUUCUUGUUUUGUAGAUAAUUUGACUUGAAACUAGCCCUGCACCUGCUGGGUGUUAACAAGAUGUAGGCUGCAGAGAGAGACGGAUGUGAGUGAGGUCCAGGGAUGGAGGGAGAGCCGCAGAGUGAUGAGAAGAUUCUAGUUCUAUAAUGGGAGUUACCUUUACUCAAGCUUUUUCAGCCAUGUCACAAGACUUGAGAAAAGAAGAAAUGGCUUCAAAGUCAAGAGAAAAAAUACUGAAGAUCUCUACUUUACAUCCAAAUUUUUAAAAAUAAAGUCUGUAGAUUGAUCUGA
Molecule: messenger RNA, 5403 nt
Organism: Echinops telfairi (small Madagascar hedgehog)
Lineage: Eukaryota; Metazoa; Chordata; Mammalia; Afrosoricida; Tenrecidae
Gene: TRIM37
Product: tripartite motif containing 37
Exons: 25
Coding region: 267-3230 (987 amino acids)
Biological process (GO): negative regulation of centriole replication; protein autoubiquitination
Cellular component (GO): peroxisome; aggresome
Molecular function (GO): zinc ion binding; tumor necrosis factor receptor binding; ubiquitin protein ligase binding
Source: RefSeq, a predicted model, not a curated record